GGUUUCCAUUACGCGUUGUUAAGUCUCACCUCCGGUCGUGACGCAGAUGGAGGUUGGGUUUGAGGCAAGCUUAUACCACUUUGAUCUUGAGAAACGAUUCUUAUGUUUCUGGAGUGAGGCAGAUACAAGGUCUGUCUAACCCCGCGAGGAAAAGUUACCACGAUGAGUCGCAGUGCGCUCCUUGGAAGCAGAGGGAUGAUUUAUCUCGGUUUGAUUCUGUCGCUGGCUCUUUCACUCCAAGGUGCUCCACUAACCAGAAGUGCACAGAUGCAGAGGUCAGGGAGGGGUUCAGCCAUGGAAGACCCCAUUCACCCGAAGCCGUCGAGGAAGGUGGGGAUCCCUCUCUUGCCUCCCAAUGAGAACAUGAACGCGUUGAGCCUGCAGAGAGGGCCCGACGACGGCCCACCACAGGCCGCAGACUACGAGGAAGUCGAGGUGUCUGGAGAUGGCCACCUCCCCGGCGGGGAGACGGAAGGGGUAUCGGGAGACGGUUCGAUUGACUACUCGGAUUUCAACUUCCCCUUCCCCGUCGGGAAGCCGGAGACACGGGAUUUUGCCAGCCAAGGAAGGGCGGAAUGAAAGCUUUUCUCAGGGCAGCGGGGCAAGAGGCAGGAAGAGCUGCCUCCUUAUCCCUCAGAUUGGCAGAAUGAAUCAUUGCGGCCACUUUUAACAGGGAGCAGAAUUUAAAAAAUGCUAAACCUCACUGGGGAAAAUUGUCUAAAUCAUUGCUGAUUUGCCAAAUUAUCCAAAUGUUCUGAUGAAGAGAUUGUAAAAUUAACAGUUGUUCCCUCUGUACAGAUGCUGCCUGACCUGCUGAGUGUUUUCACCAUGUCCUGUUAUCUUUCAGGUUGCGUUAUCUAUGUUACCCAAAAACUAUACUUGUGUUUUUUAACUAAACCAAAAACCUUUUCUCCAGAGAUGCUCCCUGCCCCACGGAGUUACCCCAGCAUUUUGUGCCCAUCUUCCGUGCAAACCUGCAUCUGCAGUUCCUUCCUGCACAUUUUGUCCGCUCCACUGCAAAAUCUCCUCAAGGUGUCCCUACUUUGAAGAAGUUCUCCUCCUCAACCCAAAACGUCACCCUAUCCUUUUCCCCAGAGAUGUUCCCUGACCGGCUGAGUUACCUCACCAUUUUGUGUCUAUCUGUACAAAUUAUUCCAAACGACUGUGAAUGUUGGCCAGUCAGAACGAUUCGGACGCUGCUGCAAGUUAUAGCAGUAGUAUUAGGCCAUUCGGCCAUCGAGUCUAUCAUGCCAUUCAGUCAUGGCUGAUCUCUGCCACCUAAUACAAUUUUCCGGCCUUCUCCCUAUAACCCCUUCCCACAGAUGCGGCCUGACCUGCUGAGUAUUCCCAGCAUUUUCUGUUCAUGCUUUAGAUUUACAGCAUUAAACCAUCCCCCAACUAGGAAGGUCUCAUGUCCCUUCCAGUUCACCCUUGCACAAAGGCAAAUCACCUGAAUCCACCCAUCACUCGCCAGGUUUUGUCCCGCCUCUGCCCCUCUCUUCCAGCUUUCUUCACUUCACCCCCCCCCCCCCCC
Messenger RNA from Leucoraja erinaceus (little skate), 1534 nucleotides. RefSeq lists its product as uncharacterized. The record is from RefSeq and is a predicted model, not a curated record. NCBI's taxonomy places the organism in Eukaryota, Metazoa, Chordata, Chondrichthyes, Rajiformes, Rajidae. The transcript is spliced from 3 exons. The coding region runs from base 163 to 579 and encodes 138 amino acids.